AUGACUUCACCGGACAUUGAUGCAUUGUCUCGUGCCUAUGGCCGCCUUACUCUCGGGAAGCUCGCUCCCAAACAUAUUGAAUUUUUCACGGCGGACAACUAUCAAAGUCUUGAUGUCUGGCACCGGGAUCGCGAGGACCUAGUACGAAAUGCCAUUCCACCUAUUCCAGAACAUCUCAAAGUGUACGCUCUUUUUGCUGUACUGAAAGAGGACGCUCGCGACAAAGUGAGUGAAUUGCAACCAAAGACAAGAACAAUUAUGACAAGAUAG
Molecule: messenger RNA, 270 nt
Organism: Strongylus vulgaris
Lineage: Eukaryota; Metazoa; Nematoda; Chromadorea; Rhabditida; Strongylidae
Source: the annotation of a GenBank genome assembly